GCCCGUCGUGAAACCCUCAGCCUCGUCUACACACGACCCAUCAUCACCGCAACUAUGGGAGGACGUAAAUACAAUCUCAAUGCUCGGACGAUAGCCACGCCCCUCGCGGCAUUCUGCAUGGCCACUCUCCUCUUCGUAUACGCGCGCACAUCCAUCACAGCAGCGAAGCGCAAUGCGCAGAUGCACCGCGAGGCAGACGGGGGACAGAUUAGCUGGCGCAAUGAGUCACUGCGGAGGCAUGGGGCGCUGGCGGCGCCGGAGUCGAAGAGUACUGUGAAGCAGCUGCUUGGGGAGAAGGCGGCGAGGGAGGGGGCGGAGGGGGAGAAAGUUGUGAGGUCUGAGGAGGAGGAUAGGGUUAGAGAGGCGGCGAAGAGUAGUAGGGUGAGGAAGGAGUAGGUGGGUGACGGUGGGGGCGGCGGCGGCGGCGGCGGCGGUGUAUUCAUAUUGAGGGUCUGGCGUCUGGGUGUGCAUACAUGAGUCAGGUAUGUAAUAUUGGGAAGUCAUCUAAAAAGGGUCUUGUUAUUAGAUACAUACAUAUUUCGAAUACGC
Molecule: messenger RNA, 549 nt
Organism: Pseudogymnoascus destructans
Lineage: Eukaryota; Fungi; Ascomycota; Leotiomycetes; Thelebolales; Thelebolaceae
Exons: 3
Coding region: 55-396 (113 amino acids)
Source: RefSeq, a predicted model, not a curated record